Molecule: messenger RNA, 666 nt
Organism: Gossypium raimondii (Peruvian cotton)
Lineage: Eukaryota; Viridiplantae; Streptophyta; Magnoliopsida; Malvales; Malvaceae
Product: glycine-rich cell wall structural protein-like
Exons: 2
Coding region: 1-666 (221 amino acids)
Source: RefSeq, a predicted model, not a curated record
AUGAUUUCCAAGAGAUUGAGAGUGCUUGCAUUGAUGUUUGUGUUUGUUUUAGGGAUAGUUGAGUGUCGAAAGUUUGAGGAGGAUUUGGAUGGUGGUGCUAGGAGAGAGCUUACUUUUGGUGGUUUUGGUGGGCGUGGGAUAGCCAAAGGAGGAUUUGGCGGCGGCGGCGGUUUUGGAGGUGGUUUUGGAGUAGGGAUUAGAGGUGGUGGUGGUGCUAGAGGUGGAGCUGGUGGGGGUGCAGGAGGAGGGUUCGGUGGCGGCGGUGGGGGUGGAUUAGGUGGUGGUGCUGGAGGAGGGCUUGGCGGGGGUGCCGGUUUAGGAGGUGGAGCUGGUGGUGGUGCUGGAGGAGGGCUUGGUGGUGGUUUAGGAGGAGGAGCCGGUGGGGGUGCUGGAGGAGGGCUUGGUGGUGGUUUAGGAGGAGGAGCCGGUGGGGGUGCUGGAGGAGGGCUUGGCGGUGGUGCCGGUUUAGGAGGUGGAGCUGGUGGUGGUGCUGGAGCUGGUGGUGGUGCUGGAGCAGGUGGCGGUGUUGGAGGAGGGCUUGGUGGUGGGGGUGGUGCAGGUGGUGGAGUUGGAGGAGGAAUUGGAGGUGGUGCGGGUGGAGGUGGAGGAUUUAUGUACUUGUUUUCUAUUAAUUAUAAUUCAAAUCAAUUCAAUAAUGGUACUUGA